CCCGCGUCCAACUCGCCGCUGCUCGUGCUCGCGGGGACUGCCACGCUCCGCGCGGCCCCCAGCCCCGCGUCGGUCGCACCCGGGUCUCACAGCUGCCCAUGGCUGACCUGAGCUUCAUCGAGGAUGCAGUCGCCUUCCCCGAGAAGGAGGAAGACGAAGAGGAGGAAGAGGAGGGCGUGGAGUGGGGUUACGAGGAAGGUGUUGAGUGGGGCUUGGUGUUUCCCGAUGCUAACGGGGAGUACCAGUCUCCUAUCAACCUAAACUCCAGAGAAGCCAGGUACGAUCCCACGCUGCUGGAUGUCCGCCUGUCUCCAAACUACGUGGUCUGCCGAGACUGUGAAGUCACCAACGACGGGCACACCAUUCAAGUUAUUCUGAAGUCAAAAUCAGUUCUGUCGGGAGGACCGUUGCCUCAGGGACAUGAGUUUGAACUGUAUGAAGUCAGAUUUCACUGGGGAAGAGAAAACCAGCGUGGUUCUGAGCACACAGUUAAUUUCAAAGCUUUUCCCAUGGAGCUCCAUCUGAUCCACUGGAAUUCCACGCUGUUCGGCAGCAUCGACGAGGCGGUUGGGAAGCCCCACGGCAUUGCCAUCAUCGCCCUGUUUGUUCAGAUAGGGAAGGAGCAUGUUGGCUUGAAGGCUGUGACUGAGAUACUCCAGGACAUCCAGUAUAAGGGAAAAUCCAAAACAAUACCUUGCUUCAAUCCCAACACUUUAUUACCAGACCCUCUUCUGCGGGAUUACUGGGUCUACGAAGGCUCUCUUACCAUCCCACCUUGCAGCGAAGGUGUUACCUGGAUAUUAUUCCGAUACCCUUUAACUAUAUCCCAGAUGCAGAUAGAGGAGUUCCGAAGGCUGAGGACACACGUGAAGGGGGCAGAACUUGUAGAAGGCUGCGAUGGGAUCCUGGGGGACAAUUUCCGACCUACCCAGCCCCUGAGUGACAGAGUCAUUCGAGCCGCAUUUCAGUAGCCAGAGAGAUUGCGGUCAAGCCCGUCUGCAUCUGGGAGGAAGACAGUGGUCCCAUGGAGCCUUUGGAUGAGGAGUGGAGACUCCUGAGUGGCAGCUUCGUUUUAACCCUCCAGCCUGCAUCGUCUUCAGCUGCUCCAGCUUUGGUGGACAUCUGUGACCAUUGUCUGCAUACACGCUGUUAUGAACUAGUAGAAGUGGCUAUUCAAUGUAAAGAAAUUCAGUGUGUGUGCACACACACCACAGCUUCUGGUAUUCAGACUUUUGCACAUACUGCUACUUGCUUAUGUGUAGAAAGAAUGAACGUAGUUUGCAGACCUAUUAAUAUGACUGUACCAUAUAUCGAUAUGAGACAGAAGAAACCCUCCGCGUUUCCAGAGCCAAGUUGUUCAUUUCCUGUCUGUAUUAAAAACCAUGCCCAUCCCCAACCUAGUGUCAUUCAUGAUAACAAAAUAAAAGUUUUGGUCUACAACAGCCUAGAACUUCAAAAUAUAACAUGAAGGAGUUGUAAAAAUUAUCUUGUGUGUUUUUUCUAACAGUCACACCAAAUUUAAUAUCAAACUGGUUUAUUACAGAAAACAAUUUUGGAAUUAAUACAGAAAUACUUUAUACAUUAUUUUUAAAGAAAUUAUUUGAAUCUAAUAUAGCUGGAACAUAUCUGAAACUAUGGCUUCUACGAAGUUAAGGAUAGCUUAAGAGAUAAAUAGGAAGAAAGAUGGGCACAGGGAUAGCUUCGUUUUCCAUAAUCGAAAUAGAAUUCAGUGGUAUACUAUAUUAAUUUAGUAUUGUACACUUUGUAUGUCUUCAAAAUACUUUCUUCUAUAGGUUGCACUUCUGUGUUGAGGUAAGCUAGGGUGGACCAUAUCCUGUUUUUAAGAGUGGCUGCCGUUAAGCACGUCUAAAGUCAUAGUUCAGUGUGACGGAAUGGUGUGCAGCAGGAGAGAUACUGACAGAAAGCAAAAACUUAAGAAAUAAAUGUUAUUGGUGGUUAUACUUCUUGAAAAAACAAAGGGCUUCACUAACAGUCUCGUUUGGAGGGACUUGUUGGUGGUAGGUAGAAUAAGGUCCUCUUCGGGGGUUUUAGAUCUGUUUGGUCGAGGCUGCAUUAAUGGAAACAAUACAAACGAAACAGUACAAGAGGUCUCCCAGAAAACAGAAGCAACGAAGACUUUGCUUCAAUGUAGAGACCCAGGCAAGGAGGAAGACGAGAGCCAUGCUCCUGAGGAAAGGAGAUGAGAAGGCUCAGUGGGCACAGCAGAGUAGCCCCAGGCAGGGCCUCCCAGGCACAGAGAGGCUCUGGAUGCUUUCUUUUGGCACCUUUUAGUAUUUGCUAAAAUUGAAAUAGCAAAGUAUAAGUUAAAUCAACAAACAAACAGAACAACCCUGCAAUCUAAACCUUUGCAUUGUCCAGGCUGGCAUUAUGAGACGUGUUCAGCCAUAGCUACAGCGAUGUCAUAAUUAAUGGACCAGUCUAAAGGCUUUCAUGUUUCAGUCAGAUAGCACCCCUGGCGCUUCUUUGGUAGAUCAGUGCCUGGGACACAACCAUGCGUAGGCAUCAGAGUCUCCACUCCAACAGGACGGACUUGGACUUGAGUUCUUGGUUUUCAUGUCUCAUACUUGCUGCAGUCUCUACCCAUCUGACCCCACGAUGUAUAAGGUGGAAAAAUAUAAUGACAAAAACUCAUAUAGUUGACUUCUAGAGUGAUAUCUAGCUGUCUCAUGCUUAUCCUAUAGUGCAAGGUAAAAAUUUCAUAAAGCAACCAAAUUGAUUUUCUGAGUACUUUUUAAAUGACCACUUAAGAUUAGUGUCCAUGGCUUAAUACUCUUUAUAUUCUUUCUUUCUCCUUUUUAAUUAAUUUAUUUAUUUUGAGAAAAGUUCUCACUGUCUAGUCUUGACUGUCCUGCGUCGAUCAGACUGGCCUUAAUCUCUCAGAGAGCCACCUGACUCUGCUGGAAUUAAAGGUGUGUGCCACUAA
Messenger RNA from Alexandromys fortis (reed vole), 2944 nucleotides. It is a transcript of the gene Ca8, whose product is annotated as carbonic anhydrase 8. Gene Ontology annotation, molecular function: zinc ion binding; carbonate dehydratase activity. The record is from RefSeq and is a predicted model, not a curated record. The coding region runs from base 99 to 971 and encodes 290 amino acids. The transcript has 9 exons. NCBI's taxonomy places the organism in Eukaryota, Metazoa, Chordata, Mammalia, Rodentia, Cricetidae.